AAACGUCAGACGAUGUCGAUGUCGGAGUUUGUGUAACAAAAAUAAUUAAUAUCCCGGAGUUUUGUGAUAAUAUUAUGUGAAUAAUGAGAUGAAAGUGUGAAUAAAUGUUAGAAUAGUGUCUGUUAGUGAUUAUGGCGCAUAGUGGUGGUGUGUUGAGCUCGGAUAUAUCGCGACGGAACCCGCAGGAUGAAUACGAGCUCAUUCAAAGGAUUGGUUCUGGCACCUAUGGGGACGUUUACAAGGCGAAACGUCUCAACGGGAACGGGGAGCUUGCCGCCAUCAAGGUGAUCAAGCUGGAGCCGGGCGAUGACUUCGCCAUCAUCCAGCAGGAGAUCCUGAUGAUGAAGGAUUGCAGGCACCCCAACAUAGUCGCCUACUACGGCUCCUACCUCAGGAGAGACAAGCUUUGGAUCUCUAUGGAGUACUGUGGGGGAGGGAGCUUGCAGGACAUCUACCACGUGACGGGCCCGCUGACCGAGCUGCAGAUAGCCUACAUGUGUCGAGAGACAUUAAUGGGGCUCUCCUAUCUGCAUAGCAUGGGCAAGAUGCAUCGGGACAUAAAAGGCGCAAACAUCUUGCUAACGGAGUGCGGGGAUGUGAAGCUGGCGGAUUUCGGGGUCUCAGCUCAGAUCACGGCCACCAUCAACAAACGAAAGUCAUUCAUCGGGACGCCAUAUUGGAUGGCGCCGGAGGUGGCAGCAGUGGAAAGAAAGGGAGGUUACAACCAGCUCUGUGACAUCUGGGCGUGCGGUAUCACCGCCAUAGAGCUGGCAGAGCUCCAGCCGCCCAUGUUCGAGCUGCACCCCAUGCGGGUCCUCUUCCUGAUGUCCAAGUCGGGCUUCAAGCCGCCGCAGCUGAAGGAGCGGGAGCGCUGGUCGCAACUGUUCCACGCUUUCCUUAAGUUGGCGCUUACUAAAAAUCCGAAGAAGAGACCCACAGCUGACAAGUUACUUCAGCACGCGUUCUUCCACCAAGAAAUGAACAAGCGUCUUGCAAUAGAGUUGUUACAGAAGUACUCCAACCCGCCCAGCGUGUGUAACUCGGAAAUGGAUGAUGAUGGGGCCGUCUCAAACGUACCACAGCGUAUCGCGUCCAAGCACACGGGGCGCGGGGUGGGGGUGGGGGUGGGGCGGCGCGUGCUGGAGCAGGCUGCCGGCCGCCCGAGGUCGCUGCUCACCGACCACGUGGUGCCCACCAGGGACCUCUCCAGUGGACGUGUCCGUAUGGAAGAAGAGAGAGCUGCACGUAGAGCAGGCUACGACGAUUCUCCCAUCAUAGACCUAGACGCGGAUGAAGACCUAGGUCACGGAGCAGCUAGGGCCCGCCUGCUCAACUUUACUGACGAGCCGGAACGAGCUGACACUGUCAAACGAGUUUCAGUGCACCACAGACAACCGAGCGAAGAUUGGAGCGUGAAAUCUCUCAUGACCUGCCCGAAACACAACCCCCACACUCCAGAAAUGGCCAACGACACUAUGCCCAACAGCGAAAACAAGUGGUGUCGGGUGAUCACGGGUGAUGAUAUUAUGAGAAUGAGUCUGAGGAGCCUCUUGCAAUAUAUAGACGAAGAAUUAAUGCUCAGGGCAACACUACCGAUGACAGCGGACACCGCAGCCAUGUCGCAAGCGGCCGGCCUGUCGGUUCACGAUCAACAUCUAUCACAAUGUAUCCAGCUAAAACAAAACUUCUUAAACAAUUCUACUACUAACAUAUACCAGAAUCUAGCUUCCAACUACCAAACUCCUAUAAACGCUUCUAGAGUAUCUAUAGACGAUCCGCUAUGUAGACGAAUGGGGGAAACUGAUAUAAUGUUCGCAGACCAACCGGGCAGCGAAUCCAUAGUUGAAUCACCACAGAUCAGAAACUCUAACUGCGAAUGUGGUCUAUGCCCCAAACCGGAACCCAGAGACAAUAACACUUUGAGCGACUUACAGAGAUCUGUCGCUUCUAAAUGCUCAUGCGACGCUUGCAACUCCAACGCCGACAUAUUAAGUUACUACAGAAAUUGCUCGAAUCAUAAUUCUGACUCUGGCAUAGUUUACUGUGAUACUUGUAAGAAGCAAAAGAUUUCUAUAUCCAACUUUAAAGCGCUACAGAUAGCUAAUAGACUCCAAAUAGCGGAUAAAGUCGAAAACGGGUCGACGUCAGACGACGAUCUAUGUCGAAAAAUCGAUAUAAGUAUGACAGAUGACACACACGAACACAGGAAGCGACAUAAUAGACACAAUUCUGAGUCUACAGUCGGUAUAGAUCUAAGUCAGUUCUGUCAGUGUGAGUUGGAGAGUAGUAAGAGGAAGACGUCGUCUGUGGACGAGAUAUUCAAGAUGGCGGAAGGGGAUGUGAAGCAGGAGGCGCCGGAGGAGGAUAAAUAUAGCCAGAGGCAGAGGAGUCUGUCGGACAGCCAGAGGGAUAAAGCCAAGGUCGAGACGAAAGCCCUGGCCACCCCCCCGGUGCCCCCCCGGCGAGCCCGCGCUCGCGCGCCGCCCCGCGCGCGCACGCCCCCCCGCCCCGCGCCCAACGGCCUGCCCCCCACACCCAAGGUGCACAUGGGGGCCUGCUUCUCCAAGGUGUUCAACGGUUGUCCACUAAGGAUAAAUUGCACUGCGUCAUGGAUCAACCCGGACACAAGAGACCAGCACAUACUGAUUGGUGCGGAGGAGGGCAUAUACACACUGAACUUGAACGAACUUCACGAGACCGCGAUGGACCAGCUGUGUCCACGGCGGACGAUAUGGCUACACGUCAUACAGGACGUUUUAAUGUCGCUCUCUGGCAAAACGCCAUCUUUAUAUCGGCACGAGUUGCUAGCACUUAUUGGUGCGCGGGGGAACAAGUCAUUACGAGUGUUACCGCCUCGUCUUCUGCCGCGGCGGUUCUCUCUCACCACAAGGGUGCCAGACACUAGAGGGUGUAUCCGUUGCGCGGUGGCCCGUAACCCAUACAACGGCUACAAGUACCUGUGCGGAGCCACUCCUCAUGGUCUCUUCCUGAUGCAGUGGUAUGAUCCGUUGCACAAGUUCAUGCUGCUCAAGAACAUAGACUGCGUGCUGCCGACCCCGCUGCUGGUGUUCGAGCUGGUCAUCACGCCGGAGCUGGAGUACCCGCUGGUGUGCGUGGGCGCCACCCGCCGCCCGCUGCGGCUGUGCUUGCUCAACAUUAACUCUGGUGCAACCUGGUUCCACUCAGACGAGCUGAACAUCUGCGGCGGCAGCAACACGGUGGUGCCGCGCGGUGAACGCUUGCACACUCUGCGGGCCGUACACCAGAUAGACAAGGAUACGGUGUUGGUGUGUCACGAGAACGUGGUUGACAUAAUCCCCGUGUUGCCGCCCGCGCUCGACACGCGACGGGAGGACGAGAAACGGAAGAACAAACUGCUGCCGAGGAUAGAGUUCGACUUCAAUAUUGACAGCAUAUUGUGCCUGGCGGACUCGGUGCUGGCGUUCCACCGGCACGGCGUGCAGGGCCGGUCGCUGCGGCACGCCGACGUCACGCAGGAGAUCACCGACGAGAGCCGCGCGUACCGUCUGCGGGGGAGCGACAAGGUUGUGGUGCUGGAGUCGCACUUGCUGCAAAGCAACACGCUGUCCGGCGACGACGGGAACGACCUCUACAUACUGGCGGGGCACGAGGCCUCCUACUAAACACACAUAUAUUACAUUGAUAUAGGUAACUAACACCCAUGGUAGAGACAGACACACAUACACGGACUGCAGGCAGACAGG
This is a messenger RNA of Cydia splendana, 3725 nucleotides long. RefSeq names its product mitogen-activated protein kinase kinase kinase kinase 5 (gene hppy). The transcript has 22 exons. Bases 132 to 3644 code for a protein of 1170 amino acids. Gene Ontology annotation, cellular component: cytoplasm. Gene Ontology annotation, biological process: intracellular signal transduction; protein phosphorylation. NCBI's taxonomy places the organism in Eukaryota, Metazoa, Arthropoda, Insecta, Lepidoptera, Tortricidae. The record is from RefSeq and is a predicted model, not a curated record. Gene Ontology annotation, molecular function: MAP kinase kinase kinase kinase activity; ATP binding.